AUGGACGCCGCCGUCGGCGGGGCGUCGACUCCGCCGGCAGCGACCGGGCAAGAGCCGCGGGACGCACGCGUGGUGCGGAGGAUCCUGCGCUCCUUGGGUCUCAGGGAGUGCGAGUACGACCCGCGGGUGGUGGGCCGAUUCGUGGAGCUCGCCCGCCGCUACGCGGGCGACGUGCUCUGCGAGGCCAGGGCCUACGCCGACCACGCCGGCAGGGCGUCGCUCGAGGCCGACGACGUGCGCCUAGCGAUCCGGGCCAAGGUCGCGUUCUCCCCGGGGCCGCCGCGCCGCGAGGUUAUCUUUGACCUGGCACGCAGCAGGAACACAAUCCCUCUGCACAAGGCGACUGCUCCUCCUGGAUCGAUCCCUCUCCCGUCUCUUGAGGACACUAUGCUGAGCCCAAAUUACCGAGUUGUUCGUCCGGUUAUGCCAUCCCUUGAUCAGGAAACCGAAGAUUGCGAUGAAGAUUCUGAUCCUAAUUCCAACACUGAACAAGAGCACAAUGGGUAUGGCCGUGAGACAGAGAAGGUGAAGGCUGACAUCAACGGUUGA
This is a messenger RNA of Setaria italica (foxtail millet), 549 nucleotides long. RefSeq names its product transcription initiation factor TFIID subunit 9-like. Gene Ontology annotation, biological process: DNA-templated transcription initiation; RNA polymerase II preinitiation complex assembly. Gene Ontology annotation, cellular component: transcription factor TFIID complex; SAGA complex. NCBI's taxonomy places the organism in Eukaryota, Viridiplantae, Streptophyta, Magnoliopsida, Poales, Poaceae. Gene Ontology annotation, molecular function: transcription coactivator activity; protein heterodimerization activity; RNA polymerase II general transcription initiation factor activity. The transcript is spliced from 2 exons. The coding region runs from base 1 to 549 and encodes 182 amino acids. The record is from RefSeq and is a predicted model, not a curated record.